GCAGACCUCGACGACGCCAUGGACGACGACCUCACGCCCGCCACCGGCGCACGGUCGUCGUCGUCGAGCAAGGCGGCGAAGGUCACGUUCGAGAAGAAGGGGCCUCCCCUGAAGCGCUCGCAGACGGAGAUCCACGGUCUGGUAAAUGACGUCCUCGACGACGAUGGCAACAUUGUCGACCCGGGCAGCCAGAACAGCGCCGCCCCCGCCGUCGGAAAAACGCAAUCAUUGGCGGCGACGUCGGUGAUGAGGAGGGCGUGCUCGACGAGGGUGAUGGCGAGGGUGAAGGCCAUCGAGGGCAAGACGCUCGCGCCCGCGCUGAAGCAGCUGGACGCGAGCUGCCGCGACGCCAUCCGCGCGCACCUCAUACACCAGUGGGGCACUGGCGUUGAGGCGGCCAAGAGGCUCGACGUGAACGGGAACCACCUGGUGAGCCUGCAGGAGCUCGCCAUGCAGCUGGAGGAGGCGAGCGCCGAGGACCGCCUCGUCCGGGAGGCCAAGGUGCUCUUCGCGAAGGAUCCCAGCGGGCUCCUCGACGUGCGCAGCCUGUUUUCAGAGAUCGACUUCGCGUCCGAGCCGCGCCUCAUGAGCACGCGCGACUUCUGGGGCCACUGGUGCAGGCGGAGCGCCCGCGGCGCCGCAGCCGGACGCGGGCCGAAGUGGCAGGCCGUGAGCACGGAGGACCUUUUUUCGCAGUUCGUCAGCGCCACCGAGCGCCUCGAUCAGG
Messenger RNA from Prorocentrum cordatum, 727 nucleotides. The record is from the annotation of a GenBank genome assembly. Lineage: Eukaryota; Dinophyceae; Prorocentrales; Prorocentraceae.